UCCAUCCGUGUCAGGAAGCCUCUGCCCGGCACCAGCGGCACCAGCACCGGCCCCGGCCCCGGCAGCAUGGACAGCGACGAGGAGGCGCUGGAGGAGACCGUGGAAGGUCCUGUAGACGAGGACGGUCUGCCCCACGGCUUCUGCACGGUCACCUACUCCUCCAGCGAUCGCUUCGAAGGACACUUCACCCACGGAGAGAAGAACGGCAAGGGGAAGUUCUACUUCUUUGAUGGAAGCACUCUGGAGGGACACUACGUGGAGGACGCGCUGCAGGGACAGGGCGUGUACACGUAUGAGGACGGGGCUGUCCUCUGUGGGACGUAUGUGGACGGAGAACUGAACGGUCCCGCUCAGGAGUACGACUGUGAGGGACGCCUCUCCUUCAGGGGACAGUACAGAGACAACAGCCGCUGUGGAGACUGCUCCAUCUACUACCCUGACGGGGGCUGUCUGUUCGGGCGGGUGAAUGCCGACGGGGAGAUGAGCGGAGACACAGUGGCCUACAUUUACCCGGAUGGACACACGGCGCUGUACGGGACGUUUGUGGACGGAGAACUCAUCCAAGCCCGACUCGCCACGCUGCUCGCCAACAGCAACGGGAGGCCACAGUUUCAAGUCGCUCCAGACAGUGCCGUGUACACUUACGACAAGUCGACGUCCAGCUGCAUCGCAACCCACGCUCUCCUCCCUGACCCCUACGAGAGCCAGAGAGUGUACGUGGCCGACUCGCUGAUUGAAGGAGCGGGUCAGGGUCUGUUUGCUAAAACUGACGCCGACGCCAACACCGUCAUGGCCUUUUACAACGGAGUUCGCAUCACACACUCAGAGGUGGACAGCCGUGACUGGGCUCUGAACGGAAACACCAUCUCUCUGGACGAGGACACGGUGAUUGACGUCCCUCAGCCGUGGGACCAGACCCACACGUACUGCGCCUCUCUGGGACACAAGGCCAACCACUCCUUCAGCCCCAACUGCAAAUACGACCCGUACGUUCACCCUCGCUUUGGGUCCAUCAAGUGCAUCCGAACCCUGAGGCCAGUGCACAAAGACGAGGAGCUGACGGUCGCCUACGGUUACGACCACGAGCCGUCGGGAAAGAACGGUCCAGAAGCUCCUGACUGGUACAAGCAGGCGCUACGGCACUUUGAACAGACGAGCAGCCAAUGAGAGCACAGGACACAGGCAUGGACAGUCCCGCCAGCCAAUGAGAGCGAUAACAAAUUUUGAAGUACGAUAUUCUGCUGAAGUAAACAUAAACGAUAAACGAUAAUAUUGAAACUUAACUAUAAAGCAGAAUUUUAUUUUAAAAAGUAUUGUAAAUCUGUCAGAAUAAAUAACAGGAUGCUGCACUUCAGUAGUUGCGUCUAUGAUGGGUCAUAGACGUUCAUAAUUCAACCUUUUACAGCUCAAAAUAACCAAACUUUUCCCAGUAGUGCAAAGAAAAAGUACCUGUUGAAUGAUAAGUCAGUAUAGUAAUUAUCACAACAAGCCUAGUUCCAGUGGCCAAUGAAAGCACAAGACGCAAAGGUGAAAAGUGCAAUAUCCAAUGAGGGCGUAAGACAGGAACGUGGACAGUCCAUCGGGCAAUGUGGAACUGCAAGACGCCAAUGCAGACAGUUUUAGAGACAAUCGAGACAAUGCAACAGCCAAUAACGGCAAAGGAUACUGCUACGGAAAGUUAAAUAUUCAACUAUCUGUGCUACAAGUCUGACCCUGUGUUCCAUUAUCUUCCGAUUUCUACUUGGACCUCGGAUUUGACGUCACGGCCGAGUUUGAAGCGUAUUAUUAUGUUUCGUGUGUCGGACUACGUGGAUUAUGAUUAUGAUUAUUCCCUCAUCUUAUGAAAACGCUGCCACUUAAUUUUAAUUUUUGAAAUUUGCACUUCAUUUUAUGUUACGAUUUCUCUUCCGUUACAACUUUAGGGAUGUUAAUGCCCGUUAAAUCAAGUAUUUGUUUAAUAUUAGACUUACCACAACACCGACUACCAAACCCAGAGGCAGUGAUACGGACGUGAUAAAGUACUGCAGUGAUACGAGUGACUCCAAGUGUCAUUUAAACCACCAAAGUGUCCAAACGCAAUGAAAAUACUUCAUAUUUACACGUCACAACGGGCGUAGCCAUUUUCAAUUCUGACUCGGAAUCCUUGCUCGUUUCUACUUUUCCCUCAACCGAGGUCCGAGUCGCGCCGUCCCAGGAAAAGGGGCGUGUCACGUGUGUCGCUAGGCAACUACCUCGGAAAACCGAUUCGGAUUAUAAUCGAACACAGGGUGAGGUACUUGAAGGUUUAUUAUGCAAAUGCUAGGAGAUUAAGUUUGAAAAAAGCCAUGGAAAACUAUGCAAGCGUUUACCAGUAGUAUUUAUUUACCAUAAGUAUUGUCCGAUCAUGCCGUUGGGCCGAUACACACGUGUAACUCAUUUAUUUAUAAUGUCUAAAAUGAAUUAUGAUGUUUGAAUUGUGGAUUACAAGAUUGCCUGAGAUGCCUCUGAAUAUACAUUUUCUAACCUGUGUGGAAAAUAAAAUCCAUUGUUUCACACUGUG
Boleophthalmus pectinirostris (great blue-spotted mudskipper) is the source of this 2539-nucleotide messenger RNA. It is a transcript of the gene setd7, whose product is annotated as SET domain containing 7, histone lysine methyltransferase. NCBI's taxonomy places the organism in Eukaryota, Metazoa, Chordata, Actinopteri, Gobiiformes, Gobiidae. The coding region runs from base 67 to 1167 and encodes 366 amino acids. Gene Ontology annotation, biological process: regulation of DNA-templated transcription. Gene Ontology annotation, molecular function: protein binding; histone H3K4 monomethyltransferase activity. The record is from RefSeq and is a predicted model, not a curated record. Gene Ontology annotation, cellular component: chromosome. The transcript has 8 exons.